This is a messenger RNA of Cuscuta epithymum, 1214 nucleotides long. Lineage: Eukaryota; Viridiplantae; Streptophyta; Magnoliopsida; Solanales; Convolvulaceae. The record is from the annotation of a GenBank genome assembly.
AUCAGGUCCUUCUUACCCAUUAACUAACCAUGAGUGACCAAAGGCCAUCACCCUUGUCAAACUCCGAUCCAUGGACUCCAAGAAAAGGGAAGAAGAAGCCUACAAAUUCCUCAAGAGUGUCCCCAACCCUGAUGGCUCCCUCACCAGGCUAAAAUCAGUUCCGGUCUCACCCUCCAACCCAUCAGAUCCCCAAUUUCCCCUCUCCAAAGACAUUCCUCUCAACCCCUCCUCGGCCACCUUCAUCCGCCUCUUCCGCCCCCCGCCGCCUCCGUCUGAUUCAAAUUCUCCGUCGCCGUCCAAGCUCCCUCUACUCAUCUACUUCCAUGGAGGCGGAUUCAUACUGUUCAGUGUCACAUCCAUCAUUUACCACGAAUCCUGUAACAGAAUGGCAGCUCUACUUCCCGCCGUCAUCGCAUCCGUCGAGUACCGUCUUGCCCCGGAGCACCGCCUCCCUGCCGCGUACGAUGACGCCGCGGAUGCUCUCCUGUGGGCCAAAGAUCAGGCGAUUGCCGCCGGGAGCGGCGGGAACUGCGAUCCGUGGAUGGCUGAGCUGGUGGACUUCUCUAGAACUUUCCUGAUGGGCAGUAGCGCCGGGGGGAAUAUCGUGUACCACGCGGCAUUGCGUGCGCUCGACACCGAUCUCUCUCCGGUGAAGAUCGAAGGGCUGAUAAUGAACCAGCCGUACUUCGGUGGGGUCCAGAGAACGGAAUCUGAGAGAAGACUGGUCAACGAUAAGGUCGUUCCGUUGCAUGUCAACGACCUGAUGUGGGCCCUGGCGUUGCCGAAGGGGGCGGAUCGUGACCACGGGUUUUCUAACCCGUUCACUGAUGGGCCCCAGCUGGGGGAGAAGAUCGGACGGCUGCCGAGGAGUUUGGUGAGAGGAUACGCAGGGGACCCACUGGUGGAUCGGCAGAAGGAGCUGGCGAAGUGGUUGAGGGUGCACGGGGUUAGGGUGGUACCGCAGUUUCUGGAUACGGGGCAUCAUGGGGUGGAAGUGUUUGAUCCCAGGAGCGCCGAAGAAUUGUAUGGUGCCAUCGGGAAUUUCAUUUACGGUUGCGAUGGAGGCAAAGCUGUAGUAAGGUCUGCAAUGUAAUUAAAUGUGUUGUAUCCUUUUUUAUGUCCAAAGCUUGUACAAUGUUUUGAAUUAAAGUUCAAUCGAUUUUACAUUUGAUUAAAUCUUAAUCGAAUAAUAAUUUCACUAACUUCGUCUUGAA